This is a messenger RNA of Cuscuta campestris, 933 nucleotides long. The record is from the annotation of a GenBank genome assembly. NCBI's taxonomy places the organism in Eukaryota, Viridiplantae, Streptophyta, Magnoliopsida, Solanales, Convolvulaceae.
GUAAAACUAGUUAAUUGAAUCCUUUACCCAAAUUUACCCAUUCUAUAGAGAUUGGUCUUUCACUCUUCCCUCGUCCGGUCAAUGUUCGGUCUGGUUCUUCUUAAAACGAAAACUACUCCGUAUCUUUUUGUGCGAUUCCCGGUUUCGGACACGGUCCUGAAUGCUUAUCCACACCAGAAUCCCAGGGACGAUGAGCAUCUCCUUCGCGGCGUCUCCUCCGAGCUUGACCUUUGCUCCGACGAGGGGUCUCAAUAAAUCCUUAUUUCACGGCGUCCGCAUAGCCCAUGUACGCCCUGCGCUGCCGGCCCGAACAUCGCACUCCUCAAUUGUCGUGCGAAUGGCUAAGAGGGAAGAAAACCUGAAGGAAAUCAGAUCUAAAACUACUGAAGAAAUCAACGAGGAGGUACUGGACCUCAAGGGAGAGCUCCUGAUGCUUCGAUUCCAGAAGUCUGCUCGCAAUGAGUUCAAUUGUCCUGAACUUCUCUGCUCUUUUCCUUUCAAGGUAUAUUACCAGAUUGCUAGGAUGCUCACUGUGAAGCGGGAAAGAGAGAUUGAGGAAGGGAUCGGCAAAAGGCUUUCAAGAAAGUUAGACAAAAAGUGGAAGAAAAGCAUUGUUCCUAGACCUCCUCCUUCGUUAAGGAAACUGCAAGAGGAGGCAGAUGCAGAAGCCAAGGAAUCAAAUUGAACUUGGAAACUUCUGUGUCUAGGUAUGAUGACAUGGACAAGGCUGGGCGAACUCGUCUCUUGACGAAACAACACAACUUUACGUACAACAUUCAAAUAUUUUGGCUAAUACAUUCGAAUGUAUGCGGCAGCUAUUGUUAAACAUUAUGUUUCAAUAGUUUUAAGCAUGAUUGAAAUGUUGGAUACUACACAUUCGAAUGUGAUGUGCCUUUUCGUAAAAGAUGUUGGAGAUAAACUACACAUUCGUUG